Fomitopsis serialis is the source of this 369-nucleotide messenger RNA. RefSeq lists its product as uncharacterized. The transcript has 3 exons. Bases 108 to 311 code for a protein of 67 amino acids. The record is from RefSeq and is a predicted model, not a curated record. Lineage: Eukaryota; Fungi; Basidiomycota; Agaricomycetes; Polyporales; Fomitopsidaceae.
AUGCGCCAGUUUAUGAAGCAGAAGCAGCACGCCGACCAGAACUCGUGCACGGCGCCGGGGUCGUCCAGCAACGUUGCGGUCCCAACGGGGAUCGAGAUGCAGAGCAUAUGAUGGAGUGUGCGUUUUUGAAGUUCGUAUAUAAACUUGGGGGUAGUACCUCGCAAUUGCCUUCGUAUGGAUACGCACGCAUGUCGAGCAUAUAUAAUCAGUGGAUCUUCUCGAUAGCUACCAGUGUCUGUCAUGCCAUGUCCCAAGCGGCGGUCUUGGGAGUGACUUCGGCGCUUAGCCCGACGCGCUCAGUUGUACUUUGAGGAUAAAUUAUGAGUAGAGAACAUACAAUAUCUGUCUCUGCAUGCAAUACUUCCGGUA